AGAAAACAACCCUGCAAUUCCCAAAUCGAAACAAAAAAACAGAGCAGUUAUUCAUUUCCAAGCAACAAUUUUUAGGGUUUUCAAUUUGAUCCCUUGACAAUGGCGGCGAUUUACAGUCUUUACAUAAUCAACAAAUCUGGAGGUUUGAUCUUCUAUAAGGAUUAUGGAUCAAAGGGACGCAUGGAUACGAAUGAUAGCUUGAGAGUGGCUAGUUUAUGGCAUUCGAUGCACGCCAUUUCACAGCAGCUAUCGCCUACCACUGGUUGUUCGGGAAUUGAGCUCCUUGAAGCUGAUACAUUUGAUCUCCAUUGUUUUCAAUCCCUUACUGGAACAAAAUUCUUUGUGGUCUGUGAACCUGGGACGCAGCACAUGGAGGCUCUCUUGAAAGUCAUAUACGAGCUCUACACAGAUUAUGUGUUGAAGAACCCCUUCUAUGAGAUGGAGAUGCCUAUUCGGUGUGAACUCUUUGACGUCAACCUUACACAGGCAAUACAGAAGGACCGUGUUGUGCUGUUGGGAAGAUGAACUGUUCUGGAACCUGUAUCUCACCAAAUUUUCACCUUAUCUUUUCUUAAUUUGUACAUUUAUAAACAGAAGAUUGCUGUCAAGUUUGUAUCAGCUAUGUUAACGUCGUAUUAAUCAAACUUUGGUGUUUGGUUCAUCAAUGCUGGAAUCAUUUACGGCAUUGGAUGAUCAGAGAAAUUAUCCUUCUCAAUUAACAGUUAGAAACUUGAUUUGCUCAGAUGUUCUCAAUUAAUGAAAAAUCAUGUUACAGGCCUGCUCCCCA
This is a messenger RNA of Theobroma umbraticum, 787 nucleotides long. Its product is annotated as SNARE-like superfamily protein. Lineage: Eukaryota; Viridiplantae; Streptophyta; Magnoliopsida; Malvales; Malvaceae. The record is from RefSeq and is a predicted model, not a curated record. Gene Ontology annotation, cellular component: TRAPP complex. Gene Ontology annotation, biological process: endoplasmic reticulum to Golgi vesicle-mediated transport.